Molecule: messenger RNA, 10420 nt
Organism: Xyrichtys novacula (pearly razorfish)
Lineage: Eukaryota; Metazoa; Chordata; Actinopteri; Labriformes; Labridae
Source: the annotation of a GenBank genome assembly
AUGGAUGUCGCUUCUUACUUACAGUAAGUCAACGUAACAUGUAAAGUGACUUUGUGUCUGCUUCAUGUUAGCGGUUAUGUUGGACGGUGCGAUCUCUGCUGUUAGCUUUACUUUAAAGCAGCAUCUGGUUGAAAUUAUAAAUCCACGAUCUUUGCUUUCAGGUGUUUUGAGAACAGUUUGAGCUCAUACACAGGAGAAGACCUGCUGGAACCAUGGGACAAGUGAGUAUUUUGUCUGUGCAGAGAGGAUCCGGGUUGGUUCUGGGCGUGUUUGAUUGUACUGACAGAAAACAAAGCACUCGUAGCUUUGAAUCUUCAUCAUAUUUCCACAGACUUAUCUUACUCUUGUUUAUUUUCUUGUUAAGUGCAUACCUGCCUGCUUUUAAACGUCUGUAACUACAGCUGAAGAGCUUCAGAUGUACAUCUUACUGCUCCCAGAGCUGCACUGCCCUCUCCUUUUUUUGUACACUGAACAAAAAUAUCAACUCAACACUUUUGUUUUGCUCCCAUUUUUCAUGAGCUAAACUUAAAAAUCUCAGACUUUUUUUCUAUGUACACAAAAGGCAUAUUUCUCUUAAAUAUUGUUGACAAAUUAGUCUAAAUCUGUAUUAGUGAGAACUUCUCCUUUGCCAAAAUAAUCCAUCCACAUCACAGGUGUGGUAUAUCAAUAUGCUGAUUAGACAGCGUGAUUAUUGCACAGGCGUGGCUUAAGAUGGCCACAAAAACAAAAAUGUUGUAUUUAUAUUUUUGUUCACUGUAGUUAAGGAUGCAGUGUCUGUGAUUUCCAAAAAGAGUCAAACUUCUCAUUAGAUCACAAGACAUUUUCCCAUUUAGGUUCAUUCCAUAUUUAGAGGACCCAGUGUUUCUGGGAUAUAUUAAUAUACAGUUUCCUCUUUGCAUGGUACAGGUCAAACCUGCAUUUGUUGAUGCAAAAACCAAACAUGUUGUCACACUGUUUCUCUGUCAGCUCCUCCAAACUGUCUGCGAUAGACACGAACCUAACCAGUGCAUGAUUAUGAGAUGCCACAGAGAGGAGAGUUAGCCUUCUGGAGGGCGGCUUGAGCAUUGCAUUUAUAAAACUGCACUUUCUUAAAUGUUUGUGCAGUCAUAUUUAUAAGUUCUUCGGAGCUUAACUGCUGCAAAACUAUAAUAAAGUAACAGCUUUAUUCACUAAAUUUUAAAACGGCUCAAGUGCUGUACAAAGCAACACAGAGUAAGUUACCUGGUAACUUCACUGAAAAGCAUGUGGUAUUUGAAAAACAACCUAACCUCCCUUUGUGUUUCUCUCAGGUUUGUGGAGUACCUGGAGCAGAACUUACCUGCAGACAGCAGAGACAGGAUGUCGGUGGUGUUUGACAAUCUUGUUCAGAGAUUUAUUGACAUCAAACAAUACGCCAACGACACCAGAUAUGUGAACUACUGCAUCAGAUGUGUAAGUCUGAUCUAGCUAUUCCAGAACCCGAUUUUCUGGACAUCUCACAUGGACAUUUCUGAUUAUUUUUCUGUCUUACAGGCAAGUUAUUACUCGGACCCCAUCGCUCUGUACAGCCAUAUCUACAGUAAAGGCAUCGGCACCAGGACAGCCUCCCUGUAUGUGGCGUGGGCGAGGCAGUUUGAAUAUAGGGGCAUGAACGAGCAGGCUGAUGCUGUUUACCAGAGAGCCAUGGAGAACCAAGCCCAGCCUGGUGACGCUGUUCUCAGUGAAUACAGGUAAAAACAACAAAAACACGGGUACACCAGGCAUCAUUUAAGAACAAUAGAGAUUACCAGAAGAAGAACAAGAGGGAAAGAGGAACAAAAUGUCAACACUUUGUGGUUCUUGUACACUUCUACAAAUGUUAAUUGUUGUGUAGAGGUUUAAUUUGGGUGUAGUUUAAUAUUUGCACAGGUUUCAAUUUUAAUUUCUGAACAAAUGUACUUUUACACAUUUAUUACUACCAUACAUGCUGUAGUUAAAAUUUUGCUUUUGCACAAGCUUAAUUUGUAAAUAUGGGCGGGAAGGUGUUACUUUUUUUUUUAUUCAACAGUCAAGUCCUGAAAAAUCAUCAGAGAGACAGUUUCGUGGUGGUUUUGGAUGUUAAACCCCCGACACGCUGUGUUCUCUACUGUACUUCUGAAAUUUAGCAUUUUUCAGCAUUAACACCUAACUCUUACUGGGUGUUAAAUAGUUUUUACAGUGUGCUCUGUGGAUUUAUACAUGUGCUGAAACUAUUAUGUGAUCUACAGGCAGUUUCAAACAAGAGCAAAAACACCGGCACAAGUAUCAGGUGAGAGUUUAUUACUUAUUAUUAUUAGUUUUUUUGUUUGUUUGAAAAUUUGACAAGAACCUUUUUUUUUCUUUUUUUUUUAAGAGUUUGAUAUCAGAUACUUACUUUAUUUUCCAGAUACAGGAGCCCGAACCCCGUUGAAAAACUCUCAUUUAACCAAUCAGAUGACCUGUCACAGAGAGCCAGCAGCUCAAAACAAGGUCUGUAUCUUUAAAUAAUCACUGAAUUAAAUCAUUAAAUUAAUAUCUCAUUUCUGCUUUUAAUCCACUGCCAUUUUUCAUUCUCUAGGCUCCAGUUGAGUGUCCACCCAAACCACCAGCUCAUAAAACUACAGUGUUGUAAGUUAAUUUUCAUCAGUAGCUCUUUUUUCAUUCUGAGACUCAUCAGCAGUCCAAGAAUGAAUGACAGCGUUUGUGCUUCUACACUGAGAUAUGAAAUACACGUGCUGUAGUUUGAGAUAUUUACCCUUACACCAUUUAAUCUCCUCUUCAGUGUGUCCCGCUCUGAGACUUCAGGAACGAUUCCUUCGUCGCAGAGCACCGGCGUUAAGAUCGUGUCCGAGUACAUGGUCGAGGAACUCGUCUGUGAAGGAUCCGAACUCUGCUUCGAGGAGGUCAGAGCGAUGAAAUACUUCAGCAAGCUCAAAGAGAAACAGGAAACGGCGAAACAGGAAACGGCGAAACAAGAAGAGCCGGAGAAAGAGCUCGGAGUUAAAGGUGAGCUGAUGGAUUUGGAUCAGGAUGAGUAAGAACUUUUUAAAAAAUGAAUGAGGAAAAGAUUUCACAUGGCAUUGAUGUACAAGUUAACAAGUUUGGGCUCUAGGAUGGAGCCUUGUGGGACUCCACAGUCAACGUUUCUAUACUCAGAUGUAGCGCGAGAAACUCCACCAUUACCGUCCUUUAUCCAAUAACUACUCAAUUAAUGCUUCCUCUCAUACCAUAUGUUUGCAGUUUUAUAGCACUGAAUGUUUUUUUAAAUUGAUAAACACCUCCAGUUGUAUAUUUUUUACCUUUUGCUCUGAUAUUUUUGAUCAUGUUAAAGCUGCAGUGAAUUUGUUUGAAAGUCACACUGACUCACAUAGUUUAUUUAUUCUUAUUCAUCAAAGAAUGAAUCAAGUUCUUACCGUCUGUGUUUCAAAUUAACUUUAACUUUUGGCUUCAUUUAUGAACUCGCUGUAAGGUGUUUCAAACCUUUCAUCAGCUUGUUAAGUAAAUAUUUUAUACAUUAUAAGUUGCCUUUGUAGUAACGUUUUUUUUUUUUUGUUCUGUUUGCAGAGGAGGAGGCGCUGAGGAAGAUUGAGGGGGGGCUUCAGGACUUCAAGAUGAUGGUGCAUGAGCUAUUAACCAUGCAAGGAUUGUCCAGCCAGCCGUCAUCACAUCAGGUGAGGCUGAUCAUUGAUUCUUUCUUUUCCUUUUCUGUUGUAUUGUUAUGUGAGUUUUAUUAUUAUCAUCAUCAUAAUUAUUAUUCUAAUUACAGCCACCAUGCAGAGCCAUCCCUAAACAACCUCCUCAGCUGACCAACGCUGAGGACGCUAACACAAACGCUAUGAGCGCAGUCAGGUCUCUUCAUCCCUCAGUCCUGCCUGACAGGAGCUUUCAUUUACCUGAAACUGCAGCAGCAUUACUGUCCACGGACCAGGUCUCUGUGGUUCAGACUUCAGUGAUUCAGCCUCAGUCUGUUCAUCAGCCUGCAAACUUCAGUCCAGUAAACCAGUCACUCCACACACCUCCUGUGAACUCUGAAGAUCUUCGUCAGGAUGGUGGAAGUCAGCCGAGCGGCUCGGAGCGCUGUGGACCACAGGAGCACAGCACCACAAACCUGUGAGUAACACGAUAAAGUCAUUCAUAUCAGUACUGAGAGGGAGUGACUGAUGAUUUUAAAGGUUUGUUAAUACGAGUCUCUCACCUAGUUCAGACUGGGAUUGCACCUGUUUUAAGAUUGUAUAUCUAAAAAUCAAGAAUCGGUCUGAAACAUGACUGGAAAACUGAGUUUAAGUCCUGUUUUACCUUCUACUGACAAGGAAACUGAUAUUUAUGGUUAUAGAAAAUGUUACCUGAAGACUUUGUGUUUCUGUUCCCCUUCAGGAAUGUCGGUCACCCCCCAGAGCCGGAGGAGAACCUAAACAGUAAGUGAAGCUUUUGUCUGCGAGUUCAUCCUCUUCCUUCAAGACCUGGGUAUCUGAAACCUCCUCUUUCUCACUCUCAGUGUCACAGGGGGGCACAGCAAACCUCUCUCACAUCACUCCUAACACCUCUCUGGGCUUCGUUCAGGCCACACCGUCACGGGUGCUGCCGUCACCCACCGUCAACACACGGGAAGCACUGGGUGAGCACCAGGAGCUUUUUUCUUUAAUGUUCAGGAUGUUUGAUCUCUGUUAGAGUCACAUAAGUGAGAGUUUAAAUUUAGAAAUCUACUUUUCUUAUGCUGCUUGCUCACUUGUCACCAGAGAAAGUGGAUUUAAGUGUUUGUGCUGCUAAAUUUCUGCACCUUUGUUGCUCUGUUAAGACUCGAAAUCUCAGUUUUCAUGAAUGGAUGCAGCCUGAAGGCCAUAAAAGUCUACACCUGUGCAGUUUUAGUAACGAUUCACAGUAUUCUGUUGUUUCAUUUCUCACAGAGUAACAUUUGUUGUGGUUUUCUCUCCUCCAGACGUGAUCAUGGACAUGUUCCAGACACCGGCACUCUUCGCGGACUCGUUCAGCAACGCAUCAGUGCUGCAUGCUUCAGAUAGGGAGGCGGAUCCAGGCUACUCAAGAAAUGGUAAAAAACACUGCAGACAGAAAUUAAAAAUGAAAACUCUGAUUCCUUUGAGGCGAUUCACUUAAACUGUAAAGAUGGCUCACAAGAUCCCUGUGUUUGGCACAAAGUGGAAGUGACAUCUGUUUGUUUUAGCUGUCUUUCCAUGAUGGACCGCUCCACUGCUCCUCUUUCUCCAAGUUUUCCUGCAGCUUUCUGUCUGUUAAAUUUUUGUCUUUUGUUGUUGCAUUUAUAGGAACUGUUCCCUCUUUUCCCAAACCUGCAACCGCAGCCCCGUUCACCAUCUUCCAGGAUAAUGAGGACAAGGAAAACGGCAGGUAAAUAAACUGAACCAGACCACCAUAGUCAGCAACAUCUAAGUCAUGGAGAUCCUUAAAAAAUGAUUGGAAAGUAAUUUUUUACCAAGUCUGCUUGGUCGGAAAUUCUGUUAUCCAACAGAGCUGAAGGCUGUGUUUAAAAUAUAUCAAUUUAUUUUUAAUGUUUGUGUAAAUGUGCUACUUUUCCCUGUGCUCAGUGCUGCUGCUGCUUCAGUUCAGAAGUCUAAACCAAUCAAAGCUCUGGCUGAGAUCCCCGUAUCCACCAAACCUAACGUGAGUAUAUCAAUCAAUCAAUCAACUUUAUUUCUAUAGCACAUUUUAAAAUAACCACAAGGGUAGUCAAAGUGCUGUACAAUGAUACAUAAAACAAAUAACACAAAGAGCAAGAUAAAGUGAGCAGAAAUACAUUAAUGCAAGGGGAUAAAUAAGUAAAUAAAUAAGCAGGCUCACGGCAGGUGCUAAAAUGAUAAAAAACAAAGUAACACUAAAAAGUAUCAAAAGCCAAGGAGUAAAAGUGUGUUUUUAAAAGGGAUUUAAAAACAGGAAAUGAGGAGGCCUGUCUGAUAUUCAAGGGCAACUCGUUCCAGAGCUUCGGGGCAGCAGCAGCAAACGCUCUGUCCCCUCUGAGCUUCAGCCUUGUAUAUGGGACCGUCAGUAGCAGCUGAUCGGCUGAUCUUAAGGGUCGGGGUGGGCAGUAAGGCUGGAGCAUUUCAGAAAUGUAAGGUGGAGCAAGAUUGUUCAGGCUUUUAAAAACAAAUAUUAAAAGCUUAAAAUGAAUUCGGUACUGUACAGGGAGCCAGUGUAAAAACAGUGACGCCACCCACAGUUAUCAUGAGUUAGCUGGAUCUCAACACAAGCAGGCGUAUCGAUACACAUAAAUCAAAGUGAUGUGUAGUGAGAGAAAUGAUAGUUGGAGUGAUGCCAUCAAAGAGUUUGUCCAGUAGAGGUCAGUCAAACUCCUGAGCCAAGGAUCCUCUCUGCAGUGCAGGUUGCAGAGCAGACACCGGUGCUCACAAAAUAUUCUGUAAUAUCAAUUUUUCUUAAAAAGGCAGUUUGAAAGUUUGAAAACCUUUGCAAAGUCAUAAGGGUUUAAAAUGCAUAAAGAGAGCUUGUAAAAUCUCUAUUUGUCAGCAGAUUAUCAUCCAGUAAACUUUAUCCCCCUGUUGUCAGUUUUAAGAAAUCCCACAGUUGCGCUCUGAUGGGUUUUCUCCAUGUCGUGACUUCAGGAAAUCUCAGUCCUUCUGUUGUUUUAACACACAUUCAGAGCACAUGUUGUCCACAGUGGUUUUUCUGACAGUCUGUGUUUCUGGUCCAGGACACUCCUCCUGACCUGAUGCCAGAUGAGAGCACCACGUGGGGAGCCCGCUACAACUCCCUCAACUCUCUGGCUGCCUGUCCAAACAGCACCACAGACUUCUGCAUGCUGGCUCAGUUCGUCUCCACGCCGUUCACGCACAAAACUCCCGCCAACGGCAACUUUUUCCAGGACCAAGGUGCAGAACCAGAACACAGACUCCUUAGCCACCACCUUCAAACGCCUUUAAUAUCUGACAGAAUACAUGACCUGUAGAUAUUCAGAAAUUAACCUUUUAUUAAAAAUUAACCUUUUUUUUCUCUCCAGAGAAUAACUGUGACGGGGGUGACGCUGAUGAUGAAGCUUUUCUCAGACGUCAGACCAAAAAACUCAGGUAAACAUCUAAAAGGACUAUAUACAGGUGACUAACAGCACAAGGUAGUUAGACAAAUAUUACAUAUGUGUGUAUAUUUAUAUUCAUAUAUAUUCCCAGACUAAGAGAGGACCCUGUUCACUAGGGCUGGGAUGAUAUGCUUUUUUCCCGAUUCGAUUCUUCUAUGAUUUUGUUUGUAUGCUGAUUUGAUUUAAAUUGCGAUUCUAUGAUAUUGUCCAUUUUCUUGGUUUUUUAGUCUGCAUUUUUAACACCAGUGAAACAGUUGAAUGAUUAUGAUUAUCUACAGAUUAUUCCAGGAACCAUAUUUACCAAAAAAAUACACAUUACAUGUAAGUUAGUUUUAAAGAUUUAUUUCUUAAAUUUUGGGGAAAGAAAAUCAUUUUUUUUAACAUAAAAAUCAAUUUAAAAACAAAAAAAUAACAAAAAAAAUCGCGAUACUUAUGUCAAUCGAUUUUCUCUACCACCUCCACUGUUAACCCCAGCACGCCCCCUUUUUCAAGAUCAGUUUCUGAAAAACUAACAAAAGCUUUGUCGAUACAAAGUUCUGGACCAUCACUGUGUCUCUCAAUCAUUCAUCCUCUUUGUGGUGGGGUUGUGAGUGACGGUUCAGUCAUUAGCAGCUCAAUACAGAUCAAUGGUCCCUUUUAUUUUCCUGGACAACGAUUGACGAUCUGAUAAUUAUGAUACUCUUUAAGUGCCGAAUGACCUCCACAGACAUUUUAAAAAUGAAAAACACAGAGAAAAGACAGCAGUCCACACGUCAAUAACAGUGUUUUAAGGAAAAAUAAUCUCCGUCUCUGAUUGGUGUCCUCUGUUCCCUCUUUCAGCCCCAUCAUUGAGCAGAGUCCGUCCAAUGAGACACUCUCUGAAACCGCCAACGGUAAACUUGGCCCGAUCUCUGAGAGACAGGGCACCAUCGUCUGUGAAGGCCUCGCGACCUCCUCCAUCACCAUGGUGCAGCCCCCACCUCCUGCUGUCCUCUCCUUCAGAGACCACACCAUCUGCCCCACCGAGUCCUCCAUCCCCAGGACCACAGGACCUAGCUGGGAGGUUUACACAAGUCCGGAGCAGCCUGUGAAACAGGCCUCUAUGAUCUUACAUCCACCCAUGAGUUCAGUCAGACCCAGAAGAGAGGCUUUCACCAUCAUGGAGGAUUUAGAUGAACCUGCAAGUCGAGAACAAGCACCAAAAGAGGUCUGUGAUGUCCCCAUGAGUCCAGAUGGUGCUCUCAAACCAGACUGGCCACCCAUCAGGAGUCCUGAGGUCACGGUCGAGCCCGACCUGGACGCCUUCCUGACUCCCCGUCGUCGCACAGUCCACAACAAGAGCGUGAACGUCCCCAUGAGUCCAGAGCAGCUGCAGCCGUGUGCCGACGUGCCCAUGAGCCCGAUGCACUUCGGCGCCGAGGAUGAACCCAUGAUGAGUCCAGACAGAGGAGCGAGAGCGGGUGCUGAUGUGUCCAUGAGCGCACCGUCAGAGAGGACAGGAUUGGCUCAACUGAUGUCCAACCCCUGGGACGAUAACCUGAUCUAUCACCUGCUUUCAACCCUCAGCCCUCCCCUCACCUCUCACCCCGGCUUCAUCAGCUGGCAGUGCAACAUGCCCAGCAUCUCCCCCAAGAUGACCAUCAGCAUGGGUAAGAGGGAACCCUUUAUCAUGUCCCUGCAGAGGAUAAAAUAUGAGGAAUGGAGCUGCUCUGAAGUCUAAUUUAGCACGAAUGUUGUGAUAUUGACGGUUGACGUUGUGAUUUCCUAAAACGAUCAACCAGAAGAUGUGUGAUCGAACUCAAAUAUUUUCUCUCUGACAGGAAAAGCAUCACUGCGGGUCCACUGUGUUCUUGGAGAAGGAGCUUUUGCGACCGUCUACCAGGCGGCUGACCCUGUGACCUCUGAGAAGGUCGUGUUGAAGGUAAGAUGGUGGGGAUGACGAUGAUUUUACCAGCUCCACCCGGCGUGUUUGAUCCGUGUCUGUACCGUAAAUCCCGUUUAUUUCCUCCUCAGCCUUUGACUCCCAUCCUUUCUUUAUUGGGGUCAAAUCUUUUGUUUUGAUAGAAUUAUAGUUUGUGUUUCUGUAGAGUGGUAACAGGAUGCAGUGAAACCAUGAGAGUCUUGCUCAUGUGAAAACCCGAUCCACACUCUUUCCCUGUCUCGAACUAUUGUGCAGGUCCAGAAGCCGGCCAACCCCUGGGAGUUUUACAUCAACACUCAGCUGGACGCUCGUCUGCAGCCUGACGUCCGUCACCUUUUCAACAGCAUCCGCUCCGCCCACCUCUUCAGAAAUGGGAGCAUUAUGUUAGGAGAGCUGCACAACUACGGCACCCUGCUGGUACGAUCACACCGACAGAGACUCGCUGAGCAAACACAAACUCUGUUUUCGCUGAACUUAAACUGUGUCUCCACCCUCAGAACGCCGUGAACAUCUAUAAAACCCUGAGCGAUAAGGUCAUGCCUCAGCCGCUCGUCAUGUACUUCACCGUCUGCAUCCUGCACAUGGUGGAGAAGCUGCACAGCAUCCACAUCGUCCACGCCGACAUCAAACCUGACAACUUCAUGCUCGGAGAGAGGUGAAGAUGAGUUCCUUUAUCUAAAACCUGGACCCUUAAACCAGUUUAAUUUAAAAGUUUAAAUGUGCAGAAAGUCACUAAUGUCACUGUGUUUUAAGGUUCUUGGAGAAUAAAUGUUUUGACCCGGAGAGCCUGGACCACGGCCUUGCAUUAAUCGACUUCGGGCAGAGCAUCGACAUGCAGCUUUUCCCACGAGGCACUGCUUUCACCGGGAAGUGUCUGACCUCAGGGUUUCAGUGCACAGAGAUGCUGAGCGGGAAACCCUGGAACUACCAGGUGAGGACACGUGAAAUCAUUAUUUUAUCUCCAGAGAUAAUCCAACCUAACUUUAUCUUGAGGAAUUUCUGUUUAGAAACAUUUAAUUGUUCCUGGUUAAAAUCUUGUAUCUCUUAUUUUCUGUGUUUAGACGGAUUACUUUGGGAUAGCAGGGACGGUGUACUGCAUGCUGUUUGGGACCUACAUGCAGGUCUCAAAUGAAGGCGGCGUCUGGAAGACAAACGGAGUAUUCAGAAGGUAAUAAGACACUUUUUUUUUUGAGUUAAGUUCACAAUGUUUAAUCAAGUUUUUAUACAUUGAAAUGAAACUAUUUUUAUGAACACCCGGGCUUUAAAUCAACUUCUCUCUCUCAUUCAGAAACCCUCACAGCGACCUGUGGCAGGAGUUUUUCCACACUCUGCUCAACGUCCCGGACUGCAGCUCCCUGCCGAGUCUGCCGAGUCUGCGCUGGAAACUGACCUCCGUCCUGCAGCAGGACUACGGCAGCAAACUGCCCACGCUUAAAAGCCGGCUGCUGGUGCUGCUGUUGGAGAACCACAAGGCGGCAAGGAGAUGA